Messenger RNA from Drosophila simulans, 1146 nucleotides. RefSeq lists its product as uncharacterized. The transcript has a single exon. The record is from RefSeq and is a predicted model, not a curated record. Bases 35 to 1078 code for a protein of 347 amino acids. NCBI's taxonomy places the organism in Eukaryota, Metazoa, Arthropoda, Insecta, Diptera, Drosophilidae.
AAAAAAUAUAUAUAUUGUCUCUAAUGCAAAAAACAUGAAGACAUUUCUGAAGACCCAAACCAUGAAGAGGAAGAUCGAAGUGAUUCACCAUGAUUGCGUCUCGGACAUCGACGGAUCCGUAUCCGAUGGUAGCGAGGAGUUGGAGGAGCAGUCGUCGGAGCGAAUCGAGGAGAUUGCCUGGCCGCAAAUGAAGCGUGAGAUUGGCGCCAUGAAUCGAACGCUGGACGAGAUACAGGCCCAGUUGGCCAACGACUUUCACGAGCGCGACGGCGGCAGGCCAGAUUGGGAGGAGGAGCAUGAGGCGGCGGCGGCCAAGGGCCUGGAACCGGAGGACUCGCGCUGGAUGAUCAUGCACGGUAGCCGGGAGGCGGACCUGCGGGAUCUGCAAUGGAAUAACCUGCGCAUUCGCAGGCAGCUGGCGGAUCUGGUUCGCUGCUCGGAGCUGGGCAGAGCACGCAUCACGGCACUGGAUCGUGUGUUCCAACGGCAAACGAAGGAGCUGAUCGCGUGUCGGCAGGAUCACGAGCGCGUCCUCUCCUUCCACCUGACCAAGCAACUGGAGGCGGGCAAGUGCCUGCAGCGCUAUCGCUACGCCCGCGACCUGUACGCCAGCUGGCGCGAGCUCUUCAAGAUGGGUCGCCACCUGAAGGAGGCCUACAAGAAGAUACUGGAGCGCACGCAGUCCCGCUUGGAGUACGCGGAGGUCAAGCGGCAGGCACUCGUCGAGAUGACAGUGGCCCACGAGAUGUGCCUGAGCACCACACGAAAUCUGCUGGGCCGCGUCCGGGAUCUGGAGCUCGGCCUGGCACCGCUGGGCUUCUCCAGGCCAUCGGUUAUGUCGAGGAAGAUCGGCAGCCUCGGUGCUUCUGGCGCCGGGCACGCCGAUAGCAAUCGCGCCGAGGAGCAUCCCGGCAGACCCGUCUGGGUGAAGGCCAAGGCCUGGCAGCGUCGUUCCUACCGGACCGUCAAGUUCUCCCGCGGCGAACUGCUCGAGCUGCCGGUGGUUGUGCCGCCCGAGGCCAAGACCUGGUACGGCAAAAUGCUGCACAUGCUACACAAUCCGCCCAAAAUCUAUUAGUGUUUGCCAAUUGUUUAGCUAAUUUAAAAUAAUUAUUAAACAAAAAAAUUAAACGCAAUUCAAAAUAA